ACCAAACAAUUAUUUAAUACUCCUGAAAAUCACAACAAUAUUGAUGUCUAUUUUUAUUUAUUGACAACUGUUGACAACCGAAUGGAAGCUUUGGGAAGGAUAGUUCCAUGCACAAUCCGCACGGUGGUGCUUUUUGUGACGUCUAAGUGUCAAACUCACCCACUGUUAACCAUUAGUUUUUGUCAAAUUUGGAAGAUAUAUUUUAAACAGAAAUAUGGCCUCAGUGUUAUUGAGGAGCCGUUCCUUGAUGAAAUGUGCAGGAUUAUGGCAAACAGCUCCUAUUUCAACUACAUCAUUUAAGUGCAAGGACUUUAGUGACAGCCUCAACCAGAAGGAGGCUCCGCAGAUCAAAAAUGAUUUAGCCCUUUUGAAGCCUGAGGAGGCAGCCGAUAGGAAGAGAAUGCAAGGUUAUAUAACCGUCGAAGGACCUGUUAAUAUUGCACCAAUCACUGGUAUCCCUGAGGAGCACAUAAAGGGAAGAAAAGUGAGGAUUUAUGUGCCCGCAAAGAAUUCCAUGCAAAGUGGCACCGAUAAUAUCGGUCACUGGGAAAUGGAGUUUGAUAACAGGGAACGUUGGGAGAAUCCACUUAUGGGAUGGGCCUCUUCUGGUGAUCCAAUGUCCAAUAUGAAAAUUCAAUUCUCUACCAAGGAAGAAGCAAUUUCGUAUUGUGAGAAGAAUGGUUGGCAAUGGUUCUUGCAGGAGGGAACUACCAAGGAAAUGAGACCUAAGAGCUAUGGCGUAAAUUUCUCAUGGAACAAGCGUACCAGGGUUUCCACCAAGUAAACUCAGUAUUUAAUGAAUGGAAUUUAAUUGUACAUAUAAAAAGAAAAUAACUUGUUGAGAAUACAAUAAAUUAACUUUGAGUUA
Nicrophorus vespilloides is the source of this 868-nucleotide messenger RNA. RefSeq names its product NADH dehydrogenase [ubiquinone] iron-sulfur protein 4, mitochondrial (gene ND-18). The record is from RefSeq and is a predicted model, not a curated record. The coding region runs from base 215 to 784 and encodes 189 amino acids. Gene Ontology annotation, biological process: electron transport chain. The transcript has 4 exons. NCBI's taxonomy places the organism in Eukaryota, Metazoa, Arthropoda, Insecta, Coleoptera, Silphidae.